Molecule: messenger RNA, 6071 nt
Organism: Stomoxys calcitrans (stable fly)
Lineage: Eukaryota; Metazoa; Arthropoda; Insecta; Diptera; Muscidae
Gene: kkv
Product: chitin synthase chs-2
Exons: 13
Coding region: 377-5155 (1592 amino acids)
Cellular component (GO): cell septum; cell periphery
Molecular function (GO): chitin synthase activity
Source: RefSeq, a predicted model, not a curated record
AGUUUGCUGAAGACAACGAACCCGACAAGUGCCAAGUCGAGGAAACGCGGAUACGAGACGCAUAGAAAACGGAUUUAAUUUGCGGCACUACAAAAACCACUUCCCACCAAAAGGUAUAAAGUCGAAGAAGAAAAACAAUUCAACACCUUCCACCAUCAACGGAAUUAGUCACUUCCCUUAAGUGUAAAUCGUACAUAUUCGUUUAAGAUUUAUUCAAAUUUGAAUUCAAAGCUACCACAAAGUAACAUAAGAGCCGUGGUAACGGCAACGUCUGCGCGGUAAAGGUGACGACAGAGAUCAACGAAAAAUUUCAAUAAACAUCUUUCGUUUAAACAAGGCUGUGUUGACUGUUUUGGUGUAACCGUGGGAGAGAAAGAUGUCUAACAUCAAACAUCGCCCUCUGGCCCCGCCAGGCACGGGCGAUAGUGAUGACAAUUUCACGGAUGACGAGAGUACACCAUUGACACAUGAUAUUUAUGGCGGAAGCCAACGAACAAUACAGGAAACAAAAGGCUGGGAUGUAUUUCGAGAUCCACCAAUUAAAAUUGAAACAGGUUCAACGGCGAAUCAGGAAUGUUUGGAGUUAACGGUGAAAAUCCUAAAAAUCGUGGCCUACAUCAUUACCUUUAUUGUAGUUUUGGGUGGCGGAGUAAUGGCAAAGGGCACUGUCCUGUUCAUGACAUCGCAGCUCAAUAAAGACAAAAGAGUAGAAUUUUGUAAUAAAGACUUGGGUCGUGAUAAGACGUUCGUGGUAAAAUUACCAGAAGAGGAACGCAUUGCAUGGCUGUGGGCUUUGAUAAUUGCGUUCGCUGUCCCGGAAGUAGGUGCUCUCAUACGUUCGACACGUAUUUGCUUUUUCAAAACUUUCAAAGUACCACAAAAAUCACAUUUCAUGUUCAUGUUCAUCAUGGAGAGCUUGAACACGUUCGGGACGGCUUUGUUAAUGUUCGUGGUAUUGCCCCAAUUGGAUGCCAUACAAGGAGCUAUGUUGACCAAUUGCCUUUGUGUGGUGCCGGGUAUAUUGGGCCUAAUGUCGAGAACAUCAAAGGAGGGCAAACGUUUCGCAAAAAUGCUAAUCGAUCUGGUGGCCUUGGCAGCGCAGGUUACUGGCUUCGUGGUCUGGCCCCUACUAGAAAACCGCAAAGAACUUUGGGUUAUUCCGGUGGCCUGUCUAAUGAUUUCGUGUGGCUGGUGGGAAAACUAUGUGGACUCUCAGUCAUCGUUUGGCAUAAUACGCGCUAUGGGCAGAAUUAAGGACGAUUUGAAAUACACCCGUUACUUUAGCCACAUGUUUUUAUCGAUUUGGAAAAUUGCGCUGUUUAUGUGCUCGGUCUUGUUCAUCUAUUGGACGCAAGGAGAUGAACCAGGAAAUAUCUUUACCAUGUUUGGCGAUGCGUUUGGACCACACAAAAUUUCCGUCGACGAGUUGGCCACGACGCUCUCGGGAAGCUUACCGGACACUAUCGACGCAGCCAACAUCGAUAGCAUAGACAUUGACGCAGCUCACUACACUGUUAUUUAUGUCCUUUUGAUACAGAUUUUCGGAGCCUACCUUUGCUACAUCUUCGGCAAGUUUGCUUGCAAAAUUUUGAUCCAGGGCUUCAGUUAUGCCUUCCCCGUCAGCUUGACCAUACCGAUCUCAGUAUCACUGCUUAUUGCCGCCUGUGGCAUUCGCAUUGACGAUCCUUGUUUCUUUCAUGAUACCAUACCGGACUAUUUGUUCUUUACCAGUCCAUCGAACUUCAGAUUUAAUGAUUUCGUCACUCAACAAAUGGCAUGGGCUUGGAUUCUGUGGUUGCUUAGCCAGACCUGGAUCAGCCUGCACAUUUGGACCCCGAAGUGUGAACGUUUGGCCACCACGGAAAAACUCUUCGUAAAGCCCAUGUAUUGUGCCCUGCUAAUAGAUCAGUCGAUGGCCAUGAACCGAAGAAGAGAUGAUCAGGCGGAUGUUAAGACUGAGGACCUCUCUGAAAUUGACAAGGAAAAAGGAGAUGAAUACUAUGAGACCAUAUCGGUGCACACUGAUGGCUCCGCUAUACAAAGCAAACCCACCGUCAAGUCUUCCGAUCAUAUUACCCGCAUCUAUGCUUGUGCUACUAUGUGGCAUGAAACCAAAGAUGAGAUGAUGGAGUUCUUGAAGAGUGUCAUGCGCUUGGAUGAAGAUCAGUGCGCUCGGCGAGUAGCUCAGAAAUAUUUAAGGAUUGUCGAUCCCGAUUACUAUGAAUUUGAGACCCACACCUUCUUCGAUGACGCUUUUGAAAUUUCCGAUCACAGUGACGAUGAUAUUCAAGUUAAUCGUUUCGUCAAAUUGCUGGUAGCCACAAUGGACGACGCUGCCUCGGAAAUCCAUCAAACCACCAUUCGUUUGCGGCCGCCUAAGAAAUAUCCCACACCUUAUGGUGGGCGUUUGGUAUGGACCCUGCCGGGCAAGACAAAGUUCAUAGCUCACUUGAAGGACAAAGAUCGUAUUCGUCAUCGUAAGCGUUGGUCUCAAGUCAUGUACAUGUACUACUUGUUGGGCCAUCGCCUCAUGGAGUUGCCUAUUUCCGCAGACCGCAAGGACACCAUUGCCCUGAAUACCUAUCUGCUUACUCUGGAUGGUGACAUUGAUUUUAAGCCCAAUGCGGUAACAUUGUUGGUGGAUUUGAUGAAGAAGAACAAGAAUUUAGGUGCGGCUUGUGGACGUAUUCAUCCCGUGGGUUCGGGGCCUAUGGUAUGGUAUCAGCUGUUCGAGUACGCCAUUGGUCAUUGGCUGCAAAAGGCCACGGAACAUAUGAUCGGUUGUGUACUUUGUAGUCCUGGUUGUUUCUCACUCUUCCGUGGAAAGGCCUUGAUGGACGACAAUGUCAUGAAGAAGUACACUACCCAGUCAGACGAGGCUCGGCAUUAUGUGCAAUACGAUCAGGGCGAAGAUCGUUGGCUGUGUACAUUGCUCUUGCAGAGAGGCUAUCGUGUCGAAUACUCAGCCGCCUCAGAUGCCUACACCCAUUGUCCAGAAGGCUUCAAUGAAUUCUACAAUCAACGUCGUCGUUGGGUACCCUCAACUAUUGCCAACAUUAUGGAUCUGCUGGGCGAUGCCAAACGCACAAUCAAAAUCAAUGACAACAUUUCGCUGCUCUACAUCUUCUAUCAAAUGAUGUUGAUGGGUGGCACCAUCCUGGGCCCCGGAACGAUCUUUCUUAUGUUGGUGGGUGCUUUCGUGGCCGCCUUCCGCAUUGACAAUUGGACAUCCUUCCACUACAACAUCGUACCGAUCUUAGCCUUUAUGGUAGUCUGCUUCACGUGUAAAUCCAAUAUACAGCUGUUUGUGGCUCAAGUCCUGUCCACGGCAUAUGCCUUAAUUAUGAUGGCGGUCAUAGUUGGUACAGCAUUACAGUUAGGCGAGGACGGCAUUGGUUCACCCUCUGCCAUUUUCUUGAUAGCCAUGACUGGGUCUUUCUUCAUAGCGGCGUGUCUCCAUCCGCAAGAGUUCUGGUGUAUAUCGUGUGGUCUCAUCUAUCUGUUGUCCAUUCCUUCUAUGUACUUGCUUUUGAUUUUGUAUUCGAUUAUAAAUUUGAAUGUCGUCUCCUGGGGUACACGAGAAGUGGUGGCAAAGAAGACCAAAAAGGAAUUGGAGGCCGAGAAGAAAGCCGCCGAGGAGGCAGCCAAAAAGGUUAAGCAAAAAAGUAUGCUGGGAUUCUUACAGGGUGGCAUGGGCAGCAAUGCCGAUGAUGAAGGCUCCGUAGAGUUCUCCUUGGCCGGUCUAUUCCGUUGUGUUUUCUGUACACAUGGCAAGACAUCCGAUGAGAAGCAGCAACUUACAGCCAUUGCCGAAUCAUUGGACACCAUCAAGACGCGCAUUGACAGCAUUGAACAGACAGUCAAUCCCCACGAAACUUCACAUCGCCACGGUCGCCGGCGUACCACCUCAGGCAGUUCAAAGGACCACCAUUUGUUAUCCUCCGUGGCAGAAAAGUCUGGUGAUGAAUCCGAUGAAACCGAAUCCGAUUCUUCCGGUGAGCCCAAGCAGGAAAGAGACUUCCUUACGAAUCCCUAUUGGAUAGAAGACCCCGAUCUGCGUAAAGGUGAAGUGGAUUUCCUCUCUAGCUCUGAAAUUCAAUUCUGGAAAGACUUGAUUGACAAAUAUCUCUUCCCCAUCGAUAAUGAUCCCGUUGAACAGGCAAGAAUUGCUAAAGAUCUUAAAGAAUUGCGCGAUUCAUCGGUUUUCGCCUUCUUCAUGGUGAAUGCCCUAUUCGUACUAAUCGUGUUCUUAUUGCAAUUGAACAAGGAUAAUAUCCACGUCAAGUGGCCAUUCGGUGUACGCACAAAUAUCACCUAUGAUGAAUCCACACAGGAGGUCCACAUAUCCAAAGAGUAUCUACAAUUGGAACCCAUCGGUUUGGUGUUUGUGUUCUUCUUCGCAUUGAUUUUGGUCAUACAAUUUACGGCCAUGUUGUUCCAUCGUUUCGGCACCUUGGCGCACAUUUUGUCUUCGACAGAAUUGAAUUUCUGUAAAAAGAAAACUGAGGACAUGUCACAGGAUGCUCUAAUAGAUAAGCAUGCGGUUGAAAUAGUGAAAAAUCUCCAACGACUGCAAGGUAUCGACGGAGACUAUGACAAUGAUUCCGGCAGUGGUCCCGAUCGCAUCGCUCGACGCAAAACUAUACAGAAUCUGGAAAAGGCCCGCCAACCUAGACGACAGAUUGGUACUCUUGAUGUGGCAUUCAAGAAGCGUUUUAUGAAAUUAACAGCGGAUGCAGAAAAUAAUCCCUCAACACCUAUUUUGACGAGACGUUUAACAAUGCGUGCCGAAACCAUAAGGGCCUUGGAGGUUCGCAAAAAUUCAGUUAUGGCCGAGAGAAGGAAAUCGGCCAUGCAAACCUUGGGGGCAAAGAACGAAUAUGGCAUUACAACUGCAACAGCGUUAAACAAUAACGGUGGCAUACCAAAUGCUCGCAGUGGUCGUAUUUCUAAUGCAGGCAUUAGCAUUAAAGAUGUGUUCAAUGUCAACGGUGGACCAGGGGAGCAAAUCUAUGGUUCCAAUGGCGGUGGCACCAUCAACCAAGGAUACGAACAUGUGACUGAAGAAGACGAAGUCAACUCUCUAAGAUUAACAACCAGAAAUCCGCCGCAGGUUACAUGGGGUACUAAUAGCAACAGUUCGGGCCGUUUAUAAGAAGUCACCAGAUUUGCUGCUAUUAACUUAGGACGAAACUAUUUAAAUUUAUAUAAAUUAGUGUUUUUUUUACAAAUUAUAAUAUCUCAUAAUAGUUUUAAGCCCUGUCACAAAUCUUUCUUUACUUAAAAAAAAUGUUUAUUGUCUUCCCAAUGCUACUGCCGUUGCAAUAUUCUAUUGCUUUCUUAAAGUAUUUCUCUUUUUACGCAUUUUACUGCCCUUUGCCAACUGCCUUUUUUUCUUAUAUGUUUAUUAUAUAAUAUAUAUAUAUAAUUUUUUUGUUACUUGUUUAUGUGCUAAUUACUCGUAAUUCGCCCUUCAAAUGUAUAUACAAACAUACAGACAUACAUAUCUACAUAUAAAUAGUUACGAUUAGAAAUACACAACGAACAAUUUUGAUGGCUUAGUUCACUCAAAUGUUAUCAUUUAAGCUAAUCACACUGCCUCUUUAAUUUGUAACGUAGAGCGUAGAGCCCCAGAGAUUUUUUCCAAUUCAAAAUGGCAAGUUAACAUCCACCAAACACUUGUUGAAGGAGCUACUGCACAUCAUGCCUACAUUAACAACAAAAAAUAAAAUUGUCGAUAUUUAGAGUAAAUGAGAAGAAUUCAAAGAAAUUGUUGUUACUUUUGACAACAAUACCAGUGUAUGAUCCUUAAACACAAUACUCAUCUAAUGUCAAUUAUUUGAAAAAAUUAAAUAAAUAAAACGAAAUACAAGUUGUUUGGACGUAUAAACUAUUGAAAGAAAAUAAAGUGAUUAAAUUAUUUAGAAAUAAAUUGUACAUUGUAAUUGCAGAAGCUACUUAUGAAGAACGUAUGGAGGUAUCUUGGCCACAUACAAGAUACAACUCAUACUUACAUACAUUUGUAAAUACCUAUUUAGAAUAUUUUUAAUAAAUCUUAAUUGAAUCUCAAA